AUGCUAGGGAAGAGGAUUGGUUCGAUCAAGAACCUAGCCAAGAAGGCUAAGGCGCGAGGUGCCAAUGAGUCGUCACAUGACGAAUGGUUACUCGGGGAUGGUGAAGAAGAAAUAAGUUCGCCGUCUUCAUGUUCUUCACCAUCCUGCAAAACCCCUACUGGUUUUGUCACUCUUUAUGUAGGGGAAGAAAGGCGUAGGUUCGUUGUCCCCGUGGGCUACUUGUCUCACCCUCUUUUCAAGAUGUUGCUAGAGAAGUCAUCCGAGGUGUUCGGGUUUGGCCAGAAGAGUGGAUUGGUGGUUCCAUGUAGUGUCAAUGCUUUUCAAGAGGUGGUGAGUGUUGUGGAAUCUUGUAAUGGAAAAUGUGAUUUGAGUAGUUUGGUUGAAGAGUUUAUUUAG
Helianthus annuus (common sunflower) is the source of this 396-nucleotide messenger RNA. Its product is annotated as auxin-induced protein 15A. Bases 1 to 396 code for a protein of 131 amino acids. Gene Ontology annotation, biological process: response to auxin. Lineage: Eukaryota; Viridiplantae; Streptophyta; Magnoliopsida; Asterales; Asteraceae. The transcript has a single exon. The record is from RefSeq and is a predicted model, not a curated record.